This is a messenger RNA of Boeremia exigua, 1577 nucleotides long. Its product is annotated as kinase-like domain-containing protein. Bases 323 to 1288 code for a protein of 321 amino acids. Gene Ontology annotation, molecular function: cyclin-dependent protein serine/threonine kinase activity; ATP binding. The transcript is spliced from 2 exons. The record is from RefSeq and is a predicted model, not a curated record. NCBI's taxonomy places the organism in Eukaryota, Fungi, Ascomycota, Dothideomycetes, Pleosporales, Didymellaceae. Gene Ontology annotation, cellular component: nucleus; cytoplasm. Gene Ontology annotation, biological process: protein phosphorylation.
CCGCCCCACCACGCCCACGGCGACUCGUGCUCACAGUGCUCCACCACACCGCUGGCCGCAGAUCCUGUGCCCCUCCGCACAGCUCGCUCCCGACUUCACGACGGCGUCACCUGCCCCCGCCCGCGACCGCUCCCCCUCGCCGCCGCUCCUCCGCAUCGCCAGCCAGAUCACCACCGCGGGCGCCGAGCUCUGGAAAUACAGCGACCGCCCCCCGCGCGGCAGCCUUAAGCCGGCCCUUGCUGGCUCGUUCGCAGUCCCCUUCCGCACGGAGUCGUCCAUCUCGGUGCGCAAUCUCGGCGACGGCGAGGCGCUCCGGCCCAGCAUGGACUCGCGCCGCAACCCCAGCAGCUUCCAGCAGCUCGAGAAGCUCGGCGAGGGCACGUAUGCGACGGUGUUCAAGGGCCGCAACCGCCAGACGGGCGAGCUGGUGGCCCUGAAAGAGAUCCACCUCGACUCGGAGGAGGGCACGCCCUCGACCGCCAUCCGCGAGAUCUCGCUGAUGAAGGAGCUGCGCCACGAGAACAUUGUGCUGCUGCACGACGUCAUCCACACCGAGAACAAGCUGAUGCUGGUCUUCGAGUUCAUGGACAAGGACCUCAAGCGCUACAUGGACUCGCGCGGCGACCGCGGCGCCCUCGACCCGCCGACUAUCAAGUCUUUCAUGUACCAGCUGCAGCGCGGCAUCGCCUUCUGCCACGACAACCGCGUGUUGCACCGCGACCUCAAGCCGCAGAACCUGCUCAUCAACAACCGCGGCCAGCUCAAGCUCGCCGACUUCGGCCUCGCCCGCGCCUUUGGCAUCCCCGUCAACACCUUCUCCAACGAGGUCGUCACCCUGUGGUACCGCGCCCCCGACGUCCUGCUCGGCUCGCGCACCUACAACACCAGCAUCGACAUCUGGAGCGCCGGCUGCAUCAUGGCCGAGAUGUACACAGGCCGCCCCUUGUUCCCGGGCACCACCAACGAGGACCAGCUGCAGAAGAUCUUCCGCCUGAUGGGCACGCCGUCCGAGCGCUCGUGGCCCGGCAUCUCGCAGUUCCCGGAGUACAAGAGCAACUUCCCGGUCUACGCCACCCAGGACCUGCGGCUGAUUCUGCCGCAGGUCGACCAGGUGGGGCUGAACCUGCUCAACACCAUGCUGCAGCUGCGACCCGAGAUGCGCGUCUCGGCCACCGCGUCGCUGCAGCACCCCUGGUUCAACGAUCUGCCGCAGCGCCAGCAGGAACACGCGAAUGCGAUGGCUGCGGCGCAGCAGGCGCAGAUGGGCUACCAGCCGUCGCAGUACUAAGCCUCGGCACACUGCCCGGUGCAAUCAGAAGCACGGCAGCAGACACUCGCCGAGCCUCCAGCGACAGGGCAUCACAGCCAUGACCUGCGUACACACUACCUGCCGUCCGUAGAUGGCACUGCAUCGCGUCGGUCGGGAGUUCUCAUAGACUGUUCGUCUUGGAAUUCACAGCACCAAUAUUAGACCAGGGAGAGGUGCGGUUUUAGUAGUCUGGUGUGGGACUGCUGGUGGGAGAGGAGUGUGUAGUGUACGUAGACUCUGAACGAAAAAUAACGAUCAUGUCCCCUUA